Molecule: messenger RNA, 4502 nt
Organism: Dryobates pubescens (Downy woodpecker)
Lineage: Eukaryota; Metazoa; Chordata; Aves; Piciformes; Picidae
Gene: NHSL2
Product: NHS like 2
Exons: 8
Coding region: 124-3462 (1112 amino acids)
Biological process (GO): cell differentiation
Source: RefSeq, a predicted model, not a curated record
CACAGUCUGCGUCUCCAGCGCUCGCCUGAGCUCGGGGUGAGCUUGAGAGAAGAAAGUUUGGCGGGGAGCUGGAGCUCAAGGCGUCGUUCCGCCGAGCCGCGGCCUGAGCUGGCAGGAGCUGCAAUGGCUCUGUCCAACCUCUCCCUGUGGAUCCGGGAUGCCUGGGCUGGAGCCACCUCUAACCUGGACCUGGAGAGCAAGAAGCCCACCCAUGCCAAGCUGUCAUGGCAGCAGCCAGUGAAUGUCUUCCUCACCGCCGGGCGCCCGCCGGGCAUGGAGCAACUGCACCAAGAGGCUCAGCACAACCUCCAGAGCUUGCUGCAAGAGGAGUAUGAGGAACAGUACACGGAGAGCAGAGUCACCGGGCAGACCUUCCGUGCCUCCGGUCACCCGUCCCCAGACACCCCCCCGGAGCCAUCGCCCCGACCCCCUCCUGCCAAGCGCCUCGAGUUUGUGCUUAUGCCCCCGAGCCGGCGAGACACCGAAGAGGAGACCACAGGCACGACCGCGCUGGGGCCAGGCUCACCAGACACCCCCCUCAGCCUUCCCACCAGCCCGGACAAGCAGCCAGCCUGGCCCAGAGCCUUCCCCCUGCCCACAGUGGAAGAGAAGCAGUGGCACCAGUCCUGCUCCAUCCAAACCAACAUCGUCCCCAUCAAUGUCUCGGGGCAGCACUUUGCCAGGCUAGCGAGUGGCCGUCACUCCCUCUUUAACACUGAGAGCGCCAUCAACCCCAAGGCCACCCUGCGCCGCAGACGGACCGUGAUCGGCUUCCCCAACCUGGCCCUGCGAGACCCAGGCAGUGCCAACGGCCCCACAGUCACCUCACACACGCCCAUCUCUGAGUCCCUCUCCUGCAGCUUCAUGCCCGAGACCACAAGCGGGGUGAAAGCUCCCCAGGAGGUCAGCCCCCGCCCGCCCCUCUCUGCCCCGCUGAGGAAGACUUUCAGCGACCUCGGUGCCCACUGCUGCCAGCCACCCACCACCAUGGACAGUGCGGCCACCCCCUGCGCUGGCACCUGCAACGGGCCGCAGGGCACCCCCUUCCCCCCACCAUGGAGCGCUCUGGGCUACGUGAGCCCCCCCAGCCCUGCCACCAGCGAGGGCAAAGGGCCCAUCUGCACCUCCCCAGCUGGCUCCAGUCCAUCGCCCGGCCCGGGCUCCCCUACCACCACCUCCUUCUACAUCUCUAUGGAGGAGCGUGGGGGCAGCAAUGGGCCCAGCUCCUUCUCAGGCACAGUGCCUGAGUCCCCCUCCAGCUCCGGGGGUGGCCAGAGGUGCGAGGGCCAUGAAGCCAAGGGGAGCUUCUCGCCAGGAAGCCCGGAGGAGCCGGAGCCGCCGGAGCCGGCGCGGCUGGGGGUGGAGCGGGCAGGCUGCCGGUUCCGCGAGCGCUCCCUCUCGGUGCCCACCGACUCGGGGUCCCUCUGCUCCGUGGACAUCGCCUACACUGAAACCCGGCGGGGCAGUGCCAACUACGCCCUGGGCUACCCCAGCGCCAGCUCCGAGGGCAGCACCAGCACCGACAACAUCUCGCUGGGGCUGGAGCCGGAGGGGCAGCGCCGGCGGCGCUCCAAGAGCAUCUCCCUCAAGAAGGCAAAGAAGAAGCCCUCGCCGCCCACUCGCAGCGUCUCCCUCAUCAAAGAAGGGCCGGAUGCCCCCACGGGGCCCAGCUUGGUGCUGCCCAAGGAUCAGCGCCCCAAGAGCCUGUGCAUCUCGCCGGAGCUGCAGGGCCACCGCCUGGUGCACUCUGACCCGCAGGGCAGCGUGGACAGGGAGCCCGAGGGCACGGCUGCCCCACACCAGUGGCACCUGGCAGACUGGAAGGCCACUGAUCCCUACCGGUCCCUCUCCAGCUCGAGCACAGCCACAGGGACCACAGCCAUCGAGUGCGCCAAGGCUCGAGGCAGCUCUGAGUCCCUCACAUCCCCCUCCACCUCCAGGACCACAACGCCCUCCCAGCUCUCCACCGAGGCAGACCUCAAGACCUCAUCCCCCGGCAGGCCCACAGGGCUGAUGUCCCCCUCCAGCGGCUACUCCAGCCAGUCAGAGACCCCCACCCCUACCGUCCCCACCUCUGCCAUCCUUGGGCACUCACCACACCAGGUGCGGGUGAGGCCGCUGGUGCCUGAGAGGAAGUCCUCGCUGCCACCCACGUCCCCCAUGGAGAGGAGCCCCAAGUCCAGGCUGUCCUUCGACCUGCCACUCACACCCCCGGCCCACCUCGACCUCUCAGGGCUGAAGAUCUCCUUGAAGGGGAAGACCAAGGUGAGCCGGCACCACUCUGACUCCACCUUUGGCACCAAGCUGGGCCAGAAGCCCAGCUCCAUCACGCCCAUCAUGCCAGUGGUCACCCAGUCCGACCUGCGCUCCGUCCGCCUGCGCUCCAUCAGCCGCUCGGAGACGGAGGACACCACCGAUGGCCCAGAGCACGCCGAGGAGCCACCGCCAGCUCCCUGCCCAGGGCCAGAGAGGAAAGUGAAGCCACCCGUGGCCGAGAAGCCACCGCUGGCCAAGCGGCCCCCGAGCAUCCUGCCCAAGCCCACGGUGCUGAGGGAGGAGGGUCCCCUGUCCCCCACGUCCCCACCAGGUGCCAUAACCAAGGAGAAGGGGCUGCCACACGAAGGCUUUGUGGUGCUGCGGAAAGGGGAGCUGAGGAGAGGUCUGGGGGAGCCCCGGGCCCCGCUGGGAUACCGUCGGCUCUCUCAGGGCAGCCUGGAGGAUGAGCUGCAGAUGGAGCGGAGCUGCGCCAGCAGGGGGGAGCGGAGGAAGGCCAAGGUGCCACCACCCGUGCCCAAAAAGCCCAGCGUGCUCUACCUGCCUCUUGCCCUGGCCCCAGCGCAGCUGGGAGCCGGCCUGGGGGAUCAGCCACCCACUCCCAGCCCUAUCAUCACGCUGGAUGCCGACCCCAGCUGCUGCAACCCCGACGCCGAGGAGCCUUCGUCCCCCGAGGCCCUGGGCACAGCACAAGCUGCUGACCCCACCUCAGAGCAAGAUGCUCUCUCCUCCCUGCCAGCAGGCAGCUCCACAGAGGCUGGCACAGAGGAGAAGAGCUUCGCCAGUGCCAAGACAGCUGACUCCAUCGUGGAGGAGGAGGAUGAUGUGUUUGUGACGUCCCGCACCACUGAAGACCUCUUCACCGUGAUCCACAGGUCAAAGAGGAAGGUCUUGGGGAGGAAGGAGCCUGCUGACACCUUUAGCAGCCGACCCAACUCCCACUCGCCUGUGAAGACUUCGGGGUCCCCGACCAGCGAGUCCCCGGCCACAGCGGGCAGCACCGGGAAGUCUUCCAGCAGGAACGAAGACUUCAAAGCCCUGCUCCAGAAGAAGGGCAGCAAAGCCAGCCCCGGGACCCGGCCGUCUGCCGCCGAACUGCUCAAGACCACAAACCCCCUGGCUCGGAGGGUGAUCACCGAGUUCGCUCCCGAGCUGGACAGUGCCAACAGCCCCAAAAGCCAGCCCUGACCUCACACGGUCCCUGCCAGCCGUGAAGGGCUGGAGAAGGCUGCAGAGGGAGCGCUGCUGCGGAAGGGGUGUCCUGGCUGGGUCCCCGUGUCCUGCUGGGCCUCUUCUUCUGCUUUUGUUUCUUCCUUGGAGACGUCAGCAGAGAGGCAGCGUUCGGAGCCCGAGGCCUCGUGUCUGCAGUAGGAGUUGGGCCCUUCCUGGGAUGGGAGGAGCGGUCCUGUGGCUGGGAUCACCCCCAGCUGAGCCGGCUCCCAGGACCGAUGGUGCCUGCUGGGGAAGCAGAGCAGGGGGGGCGGCAGCUCCCGGCCGGCUCAGCACCCACAGCUGCGCUCGCUUGAACCUGUCUGGUCCCUCGGCAUGUGGUGCUGUAAACGGCUUUCCUGACGCGCAGUGGUGAUGCUCUUCUCUUCCCUCUCCUCUGACCUUGUACCUUGAGUUGCCCAGGCAGAGCCCCCGGGAUUGAGCUUGGCUGGAUGCACUUUGGAAAGGCCUUAAGGGGUCAGCUGGCACUGAGGUUGCAUUUGGAAGAGCCACACGAGUGGUGCCCCCUCAUCGUCCUGAGCGCCCUCCCCGCUGCGUGGGGAGCAGGCACCCCAGCAUCCACACCCAGGGCCGUGGCCUCAAGCCAAAACCCAGCCCCUUGAAAGCCCCCAAAAUGCUGCAUUUCAGAGCUCCUCAGCUCUUGCUCCAAAAGCAUACCCCAGGGUCACCUCCACUGUCAGCCCCAGGGAGCCUCGUCCUGCCAGCUGCACCACGCACGGGGGUCCACCAGACCCCUGCUCUCUGCAGCCCCCAGGCUGUUGACUGUGAGUGACGUGGGGUGUGGGACGAGGGCUGUGCUCAGGGCAGCACUUCCCUAGCUCUGCACAACUGCCCUGCAACAGCGUCUAUCAACAUCUGCCACAUCACCUGCUGGAGGUCCUGAGUUACUGCCAAGCUGCUGGCCAAACCCAGUCAGAUGUCACCUGAGCCACCUCCUGGUGACUCCCAGGGUCCCUCCAGGGUUGCCCACCACCUGCUUGUGCCUGCUGUCUGAGGUG